Molecule: messenger RNA, 1026 nt
Organism: Verticillium dahliae VdLs.17
Lineage: Eukaryota; Fungi; Ascomycota; Sordariomycetes; Glomerellales; Plectosphaerellaceae
Exons: 2
Coding region: 1-1026 (341 amino acids)
Source: RefSeq, a predicted model, not a curated record
AUGCCUCUAAGCCAUGACUCAAAUGUAGAAGGGCUUGACGGUGAGCACCGCCAUGCCUUGUCACAGGCCCUUGGCAACGUUCUGGCUACCGACGCAGCAUGGGUCACAUUUGCUCAGAUCAUUGACGGUCUUCCUAUCUGUGACAUAGCAUGGGACACACGAGGGACCAAGCUGACGCCACAACACCCCAUCAACUCUCAUGUCGAGCUCUGUCCGGGGGCGAGAGACAUGGCUGAAGAGUUUCGAGAUGAUUUCAAGUUAGAAGCUCUUGUCUUCAAGCCCGAGCUGUUGCCAUCUUUUCAAUCGUCGUCAACGUCGAGUCGCGGCUUUGCCCUUCGCCUGCUCGAGCUUACGUCCUCGGCGGUUCAUCAGAUCGCCGUUCUCUUGUUCCAGCUCAACCUACGCUUGCAUGAUCGCACAACUACGGACAAUCUUGACGUAGAUGAGGCCACAUCAUGGGAGCGUCCACCUGAUAUGUGGGCCCGCGUAGUUCCUCAUCCCACACUGUUCACGCAGUCGCACUUCGUCGCCCAUGAACAGUACCCAGACGGCAUCGCAGACAUGGUAGGAUAUUGGGCCGAGGACCGAAUCCUUGGAGGAGUCAUCCUUUUCGACCACUCGUCUCCGUGGAAUGAGCAAGAUAUAGAGCCGAAUGCUUAUAUUUUUUAUGGGAGAGACAAGAUUACGUAUCGAAUUUGCCAGCUCCUCGACGAUCAGCAAAGCCGGCUUAUCGAAUUCCUUCGGGCGAGGGAAAAGCAUCCAGAGGAACAAAGGGAAAGGCCCAACGGAACACUUCCAAUUCUCCCCUCUUCUGAUAACAGAACGCGAAUCGAUCAAGGCGACGCCAUUCCGGUCCACAAAGUGUACAGAGAUAGUUGGGAGAGGGCACCGCCCCAGAAGCCGCGGCUUCGAAUACAGCAGUACAUGGACCGCUGGGUGUUGAACGAGCUGGACUAUCCCGAACUGAACUUUGAUGAGCAAAUGGAGCGGUUCAACAGAUUGAGCAGUCAACCCAAGGACGAAUGA